UGCAUUCCUCAUUCAUCCUCUCCUUGAUCCCCUUUUCACGACCAUUGUCUCUUCUUCCCGUCUGCAUUGGUGUUGCCAUCCACCUCCCGUUGAACUCGCCGUGUCUCUGACUCACUUCCCGUCCCGUCCCCGCAGCGAUGUCGGCCUCAGGAUCCGGUGCGCCUCUAAAGAAGGCUUAUCCUCACGUCGACCUCGAGGGCCACAAUCUCCCUCCUUCGCCGGCUCCGUCCAGUCCGCAUGCCGGUAGACGCUAUAACAUCGCGACGGAGUUGGUCUACACCGAUAGCAAUGACCAGUACAACGCCAGCAGCGUUCCCAUCUACCAGGUAUGUCCGCAUGAUAUGAAUGGGCACCGAUUGCCUGGAAAUUCUUUCCAGGUCGAUCUCGGUCGGCCAUCUAAUCGUCAUAUUAAUUGUGCUUGAAUAGAGCGCUACCUUCAAGCAAACGUCCGGCGACGGCGGCGGCGAAUAUGACUACACCCGCUCCGGAAACCCCACGAGAACGCACCUGGAACGGCACCUGGCCAAGGUCAUGUCGGCCCAGCGGGCUCUCGUCGUCUCCUCCGGUAUGGCCGCGUUGGAUGUGAUCACCCGACUUCUGCGUCCCGGCGACGAGGUGGUAACUGGCGACGAUCUCUACGGCGGCACGAACCGCCUUCUCAAGUACCUGUCCACGAACGGUGGAAUCGUCGUGCAUCACGUCGACACCACGCGGCCGGAGAAGGUGCGCGAGGUCCUGAGCGAGAAGACUACCAUGGUCCUGCUGGAGACGCCGACCAACCCGCUCAUCAAGGUGGUCGACAUCCCGCAGAUCGCCGCGGCGGCCCACGAGGCCAACCCCGCCUCCCUAGUCGUGGCGGAUAACACCAUGAUGUCGUUCCUUCUCAACCCCUUGGAGCUGGGGGCGGAUAUCGUGUACGAGAGCGGAACCAAAUAUUUGUCGGGCCACCACGACCUGAUGGCGGGCGUGAUCGCCGUCAACGACCAGAAGCUGGGCGAGCGACUGUACUUCCCCAUCAACGCGUCCGGCUGCGGACUGUCGCCCUUCGAUUCGUGGCUGCUGAUGCGCGGCGUGAAGACCCUCAAGGUGCGCAUGGACCAGCAGCAGUCCAACGCGCAACGCAUCGCCGAGUUCCUCGAGUCGCACGGCUUCAAGGUGCGCUACCCUGGUCUGCGGUCGCACCCGCAGUACGACCUGCAUCACUCCAUGGCUCGCGGAUCCGGGGCGGUUCUCUCGUUCGAGACAGGCGACGUAGGCGUGAGCGAGCGGAUCGUCGAGAGCGCCAAGCUCUGGGCAAUCAGUGUCAGUUUCGGGUGUGUGAACAGCUUGAUCAGUAUGCCCUGUCGCAUGAGUCAUGCCAGCAUCGACGCGAAGACGCGGGCGGAGCGCGCGAUGCCGGAGGAUCUCAUCCGACUUUGCGUGGGCAUUGAGGAUGCGGAUGACUUGAUUGAUGAUUUGCAGCGAGCGUUGGUGCAAGCCGGAGCCGUCAACGUGACGCUGGAUGAUUUCCAGGCAAACACGACUGUUUAACGGGCGAUGUAUAGACGAUUGGGAUUAACGGCGUUGGGCGAACAGCAGAAAAGAAGUCUUUAUAUAUCGUACAUACAAUUUAUUUUCAUAUUCUCCUAUACUCCCAGCUUGUUCUGGACUGUAGAGGGAUAUACGCUCAGCCGCGGCCAAUCAGAGGCGGCUGAUUGAUCCGGCAUCGGAGCGACUCCGGCUUAUUCUCGUCCGUCAUUUUUGUGAUCUCAUUUCCUUCU
This is a messenger RNA of Aspergillus melleus, 1760 nucleotides long. RefSeq names its product cystathionine beta-lyase, variant 2 (gene STR3). Gene Ontology annotation, cellular component: cytoplasm. Gene Ontology annotation, molecular function: pyridoxal phosphate binding. Lineage: Eukaryota; Fungi; Ascomycota; Eurotiomycetes; Eurotiales; Aspergillaceae. The record is from RefSeq and is a predicted model, not a curated record. Gene Ontology annotation, biological process: transsulfuration; 'de novo' L-methionine biosynthetic process. Bases 532 to 1530 code for a protein of 332 amino acids. The transcript is spliced from 2 exons.